Molecule: messenger RNA, 855 nt
Organism: Penicillium maclennaniae
Lineage: Eukaryota; Fungi; Ascomycota; Eurotiomycetes; Eurotiales; Aspergillaceae
Product: SAP domain-containing protein
Exons: 1
Coding region: 1-855 (284 amino acids)
Biological process (GO): poly(A)+ mRNA export from nucleus
Cellular component (GO): nucleus
Source: RefSeq, a predicted model, not a curated record
AUGGCCACCGACUACAGCAAAAAGACCAAUGCCGAUCUGGUCGAGAUCUUGAAGGCUCGAUCCCUCCCCCACACUGGAAAGAAGGCCGACUUGGUCGCCCGACUCCAGCAAGAUGAUGAGAAGAACUCAUCAACUCCCACUGCCAAGACCGACGCGGCAGAGGACGUGAUCGAUUGGGAUGACGAUGUUCCCGCGGAGAAGCCAUCGACUGAGGCAGGUGCCAAAGCCAUUGCUGCUGGCGGCAAGGGCCCAGUCGCCAACCCCGUUGCUGUGCCCAACCAGAAACUCGAUAUCGAUCCUGCUACCACCGAGGAGCUCAAGGUGGAAUCAACCGGCGCCGUCGCCGAGACUGGCGAGAACCCCGCAGCUGCGAUUGAAGUCGAGCAGAAGCCGGCCGUCGAUUAUACCAAGGGUCUCCCCACCACUGAUCUUGAGGCGGAGCUGGCGAAGCGCAAAGCUCGUGCUGCCAAGUUCGGCAUUGUCGAGGAUGAGGCAACUGCUGUGAAGGAGGCGGAGAAGCAGUUGGAGCGCGCAAAGCGAUUCGGCACCGGCGCUGCCGAGUCCACCGCCGCUGUUGGUGUCAAGGGUCUUGACGAAGCCCUACCGGAGAAGUCCCGCAAGAGAGGCCGUACUGAGCAGGGUGGACGUGGAGGCAAGCGACGUGACCAGGGCCGCGACCACAACCGAGGCAACCAAGGCAACGCGGGCCGCCAGGGCAACCAGAACCGAAAUGCCGGGAACAAGGGUAGAAAUGGCGGUGGAAGCAAGGCGCCGAGUGGACAGCCGAGUAGCUUCAGUGAGCAAGAUAUCGCUGCGAUGGAAGCUCGCAAAAAGCGUUUCGCAACCGCCGCAUAG